AUGGCAUCCAACCCUGCGAUGCUACUGGACCCAAAAGGCGCCAAAAGACAAGCCCAACGCAAUGGUAAUGAUCCCAAUUCCUUCCCAUCACAUCACUCUUUACCCAUGGAUUCCCUUAGCAAUGAGGCCGGCGAGCCACCCACGGAUUCUCCUGGCCAUUUGGAUCGUCAUUCUAACCAUGCCUUGCCUCUUGCUUCUGAUUUACUCGAGGUGCCGUUUUCUGCAUCGUUGUUUCCUCCCAUGGAUACAUCAGGCAACAUCGGAGAAGAGGCUGAAGCUGCGACCGAGAUAUGCACACCCGCCAUUUCUCUGGAUAGCUUGCAAGUUAUACCUACAGAUGCACCUGUCCCUCCCGAGGAUGAUGGGGACUUGUUGCCUCAAGUGGAUUCCGAAAUACUGGUUGGAACGUUCCCCGUUCCUGUCGACUCUGCAACCGAUCUUGAUCUCGACAUGGAAUGUGCGGCUGGCCCUACAGAUGAACAUGCCCCUCCCGAGGACGAUGUCAAUUUGUUGCCUCAAGUGGAUUCUGAAACACAGAUUGGAACGUUCCCUGUUCCUGCCGACUCUGCAACCGAUCUUCAUCUCGACAUGGAAUGUGCGGCCAGAUCUCCAGAGCCCUUUCCCUUGGAUACGGCUUGCGUUUCACACGAUCCGCAGAGUGAUGCCACCACAAAACUUGAAGAGCCGACCGAGCUUGCAGAGCCGCCCAACUCAGUCUCAGAAUUCCCCUUGCGGAGCCUACCCGUCAUGGAUACCCUGCCCCCAAUGGCCCAAACAUCUUCAGCGGAACCAGAGUGCCCGGGCUUACUUUUGGAUCACACAGGAAAGCAAUCAAUGGCCCCAGCGGGCACUGCAACAGUUACACAGCGCCGUGAACCAACACCCCGGACACCGAUCACCAUUAACUCAACGGCUUCGAGCCCUGCCCCGCAGUCAAUGGGAAACCUCGAAGUACAAUUCUCGACUGCUCAAGAUGACGAGAAUGAAAGUGACGCCAAGCGCAGUUACCAUGAAUUGAGCGAUGACGAAGACAAGCCCGACCAGCGCAAUCUCAUUGCAGAUGUAUACGGCGCGGAGCAGCGAAAGAGACAGCCUGUGAAACGGGUCAAAACAGCGAAUGAGCAGUCCAGUGCAGCUAACACACAGAUAUCAAUUGCUGGUUCCAAUGGCCUUGGGAAAUGGAUGAAGGAGGGGGAGGAAGGUCCCACCCCGAGCACUGCGUUUGACACGGUUGAUCUGACGAAAGACCUUGCCGAUACCACCAAAGAAGACGAGGAUGAUGAGAUUGAAUGCACGGGAUCGACUGAUCUCAGCACCCAGCGUGUUUGUUAUGGCAAAAUAGAUGGUGCCUUGAUCCAAGCUUCUUUCGUCCCUAAGCCUACAGACUCCUCAUUCUUCAUCGAUGAAAACUCUUGGCCAUCGAUGAAAGUGGAGCUCAGGCGGCCCGCAAAUAUCAGGCAGGGAGACACACAGAUCAAUGUCGUUGAUCCUCACAACUUCAUCUUCGGCAAGAUUGAUGCCAAGACUGCGCAGGGACUGUGUCCGCUUCUUGAUGACACCGCGAUCAGCACUGUUGAUGUUACUGCUCGGCUAAAUACCCGAAGAAGGUACCUUGGCGAAUCCGUUUGGGCCCCUACUUCAGGCUUUUGGCAUGCGACGAUCAAUGUCUAUGGACAGCGACAGAGAGCAGACGGUAUUGGGAGGUUCCUUGCCCACCGCAAUAGCUGCGGCGCCAACAUGCCGCGGCUGCGGCUGUUGCCAGUACCAGCCGUGAACGUCUCGGUCCAACAAUCAGGUAUGAGACUCGAACAGCCGAAGAAGUGCACGAUGCGGUGA
This is a messenger RNA of Penicillium salamii, 1836 nucleotides long. Lineage: Eukaryota; Fungi; Ascomycota; Eurotiomycetes; Eurotiales; Aspergillaceae. The record is from the annotation of a GenBank genome assembly.